AUGAGCCUAACAUGUACAAGCCAUCGCGACCCGGACAAGUUCCCAGCCGUCCAGCUAUUCCUCCUUGCAAUCGUCCGUCUCGCCGAACCGAUCGCACUCACCUCCAUUUUUCCCUAUGCCUGGGCUUUCAUCAAACGACUACACAUCGGAAACGAAGAUGAUGCCUCAUUUUACGCCGGCCUUCUCAUCUCGUCCUUCGCCCUAGCCGAGGCCUCGAUGGGCAUGUACUGGGGAGGUCUGUCCGACAGAGUUGGCCGGAAACCCGUUUUGCUUCUAGGAUGUGUCGGCACCAUGUUCAGCAUGAUCAUGGUUGGAUUCGCGACCAACCUUUGGGUCGCUGUGCUCGGUCGUGCCAUAGGCGGGCUCCUUAACGGCAAUAUUGGUGUGAUCCAGACCAUGGUUGGCGAGCUAGUCACAAAGCCAGAACAUGAGCCCAAGGCAUAUUCCAUCAUGCCUUUUGUUUGGAGCAUCGGCACCAUCAUUGGUCCCGCUAUUGGCGGUACCUUUGCUGACCCCCACGAUUCCUUCCCAAACAUGUUCCCCAAGGGCUCCUUGUUCGACCGAUUCCCAUACCUGUUGCCCAACCUUAUCUGCGCCGGCAUGCUUUUUAUGAGCAUCGUGCUUGGUUACUUUCUCCUCGAGGAGACGCAUCCCGACAUGCAACCCCGCGUUCUGCUUCCCGACGAUACGUUCCUUUCCGAGAACACACCCUUGAUCGAGACCUCCGAUGCGAUGAAGCGCCCCGCUGUUGACCUUCGCGAUGAAAACUACGGCACCAUGCGGGCUCGGGACAUUCAGAAUGCCAGCCUUACACUGAAGACUAUCGAGAGGCAGCCGAGUUACAACGUCUUUUCCAAGAAGAUCAUGGCAGUCAUCGUCUCCCUGUCGAUCUUCACGUAUCACUCGAUGACGUUUGACCACCUCCUUCCCAUUUUCUUCGAAGACGACAGGGUUCCUAGCAGUCAGUCGUUUGGUAUCUUCAAGGUUCUGAGCCCCUUUUACUCCCCUGGAGGCCUAGGACUCUCCCUUCAAUCAGUCGGCAUGAUCAUGGCUGUUCAGGGUGUCAUUGCCCUUUUCAUGCAAGCCGUCAUCUUUCCUUUGAUGGCUGAGAGACUCGGUGUUUACAGACUGUUCAUUCUGGUCACGGUAUUACACCCCAUCGUCUACGUUAUCAUGCCAACGCUGCUUUUCAUUCCGGAGAGGCUCCUUUACCCGGCCAUUUACUUCUGUCUUGUGGUUCGUAACUUCUUUUCCAUCCUCCUUUACCCUCUCCUCCUGAUCCUGAUCAAGGAGGCUACCCCUAGUUUUUCUGUUCUGGGCAAAGUAAAUGGGCUCGCUGCCAGUGCAGGUGCAGCAUGCCGGAUGAUCGCCCCGCCUGUGGCCGGCUAUCUGUACUCGGUGGGAAGGAAGAUGGACUGCACUGCCUUGGCUUGGUAUGGAAGCAUGUUUGUUGCCGUCAUCGGAGCGAUCCAGUGCUUCCAGGUCAAGAGAGAUAGGUCGAGGGAUGUGGGGGGCGAUGACAGCAUAGGUCAACACUCUGGCAGCGACGGAGAAGUCACUCCUGCUGCGGAGACGGCUUAA
This is a messenger RNA of Neurospora hispaniola, 1581 nucleotides long. Its product is annotated as major facilitator superfamily domain-containing protein. Gene Ontology annotation, molecular function: transmembrane transporter activity. The record is from RefSeq and is a predicted model, not a curated record. The transcript has 4 exons. Gene Ontology annotation, biological process: transmembrane transport. Bases 1 to 1581 code for a protein of 526 amino acids. NCBI's taxonomy places the organism in Eukaryota, Fungi, Ascomycota, Sordariomycetes, Sordariales, Sordariaceae.